This is a messenger RNA of Gossypium arboreum, 495 nucleotides long. RefSeq lists its product as uncharacterized. NCBI's taxonomy places the organism in Eukaryota, Viridiplantae, Streptophyta, Magnoliopsida, Malvales, Malvaceae. The transcript has 3 exons. The coding region runs from base 80 to 421 and encodes 113 amino acids. The record is from RefSeq and is a predicted model, not a curated record.
AUUCAAUUUUUAUAACAUUCCACCAGUGAGUUCUCCCACCUCCCUCUCCUCCAAGCUAAAUAGUAAAAUCUCAUUUAAGAUGCCGUCAAAUGAGCACCACCAGAUAAAGGUAAAUGAGUCUUUAGAACUGGUUCCAUUGGUGGACGAAAAGAUGGUGAAGAUGAUGAUGUUUAAUGAAAGCAGAAGAAAGUUGGGGACUUUCCAGAUAUGUGCUGCUUGUACAUGCUGUGGUGGAGCGAAAGGUGUUUGCUUGCCAUCCCCUUGUUGCUAUGCCAUCAAUUGCAACAUUCCAAACAGACCUUUUGGUUUCUGCUCCUUCACUCCCAAGACCUGGGUGAAAGAUGAUAUAGACAUGACAACAGGGUAUAGAGGUACAUUUGCAUUUGAUGUCUUGAGAAGAGUGUUCAAGGAAUCUCAUUGACCUUAUUAUGAGAAGCAGCCCAUGUGCUGCUUGUAAAAUGCUGUUAUUCUUUAUAUACAAACAAUUGGAUACGA